Molecule: messenger RNA, 1017 nt
Organism: Candida tropicalis MYA-3404
Lineage: Eukaryota; Fungi; Ascomycota; Pichiomycetes; Serinales; Debaryomycetaceae
Gene: RIB1
Product: GTP cyclohydrolase II
Exons: 1
Coding region: 1-1017 (338 amino acids)
Biological process (GO): riboflavin biosynthetic process
Molecular function (GO): GTP cyclohydrolase II activity
Source: RefSeq, a predicted model, not a curated record
AUGACUUCAUUAAAACACCCGCAACCAACAUCUAAUAAUAGUAUGCCAACUCCAACAACUGCCGCUGCAUCUCCAGAUUUAGAUGUCAACAAGAUCCCUAUGGUCACACCAAGACCAUCCACAGUCAACUUACCACAAAGUAUCCCACAACCACCACCAACUAUAACACAAGCCAUGCGUAAUAAGAGUGGGUUACCAGAUUGUUUACCUCAAGUCAAGUGUUUAGCUAGAGCCCGAAUCCCAACCACUCAAGGUCCAGAUAUAUUUUUGCAUUUGUAUGAAAACAAUGUUGAUAACAAAGAACAUUUAGCCAUAGUAUUUGGUGAAGAUAUUCGUUCUCGUUCAUUAUUCAAGCGUUAUCCUGGUGAAACCCAACAAGAUAGAAUGACCAGGGGUGCUUAUGUUGGAAGAUUGACUCCAGGAAGAACCAUUGCUGAUACUGAUGGUACCAAUGAAUUGAAGUUUGAUUCCGAAGGCAAUUUGAUCAUAGAUAACUUGACAUACACAGACCCAACAUUGGUAAGAAUACACAGUGAGUGUUACACAGGAGAAACAGCUUGGAGUGCACGUUGUGACUGUGGGGAACAAUUUGACGAAGCCGGAAGAAUUAUGGGAGAGGCUGGUCAUGGAUGUAUGGUUUAUUUAAGACAGGAAGGUAGAGGCAUUGGUUUGGGAGAAAAAUUAAAGGCGUACAACUUGCAAGAUCUUGGAGCCGAUACUGUUGAAGCCAACUUAUUAUUGAGACAUCCAGCUGAUGGAAGAAAUUUUUCUUUGGCGACUGCUAUUUUGUUGGACUUGGGAUUGGUUGAAAUCAAAUUGUUGACUAACAAUCCUGAUAAAAUCGUCGCUGUUGAAGGUAAACACCAAGAAGUCAAAGUUUUGGAAAGAGUUCCAAUGGUUCCAUUGAGUUGGAGUAAGAAUGGUGAAAACGGUAUCAAGAGUAAAGAAAUUGAAGGAUAUUUAAGUACCAAGAUCGAAAGAAUGGGUCACUUGUUAGAGAAACCAAUAAAGAUCUAA